AUGGAGGACCCCCUGGAUACUCGGCUCUAUGCAGACCCUUCCCUGCCACAGGCAGGAUCCUGGAGGGCUUCUGGGCUCCCCUCAGGACCUCCACAGUUGCCUCCUGUGGUCACUGGACCAUCCCUGGACACUGCCCGUGCUCACAUGCUGGCUCUAGGACCCCAAAAGCUGCUGGCGCAGGAUGAGGAAGGAGACACGCUCCUGCACCUGUUUGCGGCGCGGGGGUUACGCUGGGCAGCAUAUGCUGCAGCUGAGAUGCUCCAAGCGUACAGACAUCUGGACAUUCGUGAGCAUAAGGGCAAGACCCCUCUUCUGGUGGCUGCUGCUGCCAACCAACCCCUGAUUGUGGAGGAUCUACUGAACCUGGGAGCGGAACCCAAUGCCACUGACCAUCAAGGACGUUCUGUCUUACACGUGGCCGCUACAUACGGGCUCCCAAGAGUCCUCUCGGCUGUAAUUAACUCAGGGGUUCGAGUUGACAUAGAAGCCAGAGACUUUGAGGGCCUCACCCCACUCCACACAGCCAUCCUGGCCCUCAACGUGGCUAUGCACCCUCCUGACCUAUAUCCCCCAGUACUGAGUACCCAGGCCCAGGACAGGCUGGCUUGCGUCAAGAUGUUGCUGCACAUGGGUGCUGAUCACACCAGCCAGGAGAUCAAGAGCAACAAGACUGUUUUGCACUUGGCUGUGCAGGCCGCCAACCCGACCCUGGUUCAGCUGCUCCUGGCAUUGCCCCGGGGAGACCUGCGGGCCUUUGUCAACAUGAAGGCCCAUGGGAACACCGCCCUCCACAUGGCAGCCGCCCUGCCCCCUGGGCCGGCCCAGGAGGCCAUUGUGCGGCGCCUGCUGGCAGCUGGAGCGGAUCCAACACUGCGCAACCUGGAGAACGAGCAGCCUGUCCACCUGCUACGGCCUGGGCCGGGCCCUGAGGGGCUCCGGCAGCUUUUGAAGAGGAGCCGAGUGGCACCCCCAGGCCUGUCCUCUUAG
Rangifer tarandus platyrhynchus (Svalbard reindeer) is the source of this 987-nucleotide messenger RNA. NCBI's taxonomy places the organism in Eukaryota, Metazoa, Chordata, Mammalia, Artiodactyla, Cervidae. The record is from the annotation of a GenBank genome assembly.